Brachypodium distachyon (stiff brome) is the source of this 2073-nucleotide messenger RNA. RefSeq names its product beta-glucuronosyltransferase GlcAT14A. Gene Ontology annotation, molecular function: glucuronosyltransferase activity. The transcript is spliced from 4 exons. Bases 309 to 1634 code for a protein of 441 amino acids. Gene Ontology annotation, cellular component: membrane. NCBI's taxonomy places the organism in Eukaryota, Viridiplantae, Streptophyta, Magnoliopsida, Poales, Poaceae. The record is from RefSeq and is a predicted model, not a curated record.
CACGAGGCACCACACCACAGCAUCUCUGGAUCCGUUUCUCCUUUGCGCUUGCGGUGGUGCGCAUUGGCCAACCCAACCCAACCCAGCUCCUCAACCAAACGCACCCACCGCCCGGGGUCGCGCUCUUCCUCUCGUGACUCGUCAGCCAGCCCCCUCCUUCGCCUUGGCCCUGGCCCUGGGGAGAGAGGUAACCUCACCACCACCAGCACCACCCCCUUCAGGACACGCCACAAGAAGAACACCAGCCCCAACCGUCGCCGGCCGCAUUUAAUCCCCGCAUCGCCACCGCCAACGCCGAUCCCCGGGCCAUGAUGGAGACGAAGCCGCCGUCGCCGGGGACGGCAUCGGCCGCGGCGGCGGCGCACCACCACCGGCGCUGGGCGGCGCCGCUGCUCGCGUCCGUACUGCUCUCCUCCCUCCUCAUCUCAGCCUCCCUCUUCUUCUCAUCCUCGCGGGCGCUGCUCCUCUCCUUCUCGCCCCUCCCGUCCGCGGCCUCCGCGGAGCCGCUCUUCGUCGAGGCCAAGCUGCGGCAGCAGCAGCAGCAGAUGCGGCCCGACGGCGUCGCGCGGACGCAGCGCGCCGUGCCCAGGAUCGCCUACCUCGUGUCCGGCUCCGCGGGGGACGGGGUCGCGCUGCGGCGGACGCUCAGGGCGCUCUACCACCCGGCCAACCGCUACGUCGUGCACCUCGACCUGGAGGCGCCCGCGGCCGAGCGCGCCGAGCUCGCCGCCGCCCUGCGCGCCGACCCCGUCUACUCCCGCUUCCGCAACGUCAGGGUCGUCACCCGCGCCAACCUCGUCACCUACCGGGGCCCCACCAUGGUCGCCAACACGCUGCACGCCGCAGCCAUCCUGCUGCGCGAGGGCGGCGAUUGGGACUGGUUCAUCAACCUCUCCGCCUCCGACUACCCCCUCGUCUCCCAGGACGAUCUACUGUAUGUGCUCUCUACCUUGCCAAGGGAGCUUAACUUCAUUGAACACACCAGUGACAUAGGAUGGAAGGAGUAUCAGAGGGCAAAACCUGUAAUCGUCGACCCAGGGCUAUACAGUCUGCAGAAGUCAGAUGUUUUCUGGAUUACAGAGAAAAGGAGUGUGCCAACCGCGUUCAAGCUCUUCACUGGAUCAGCAUGGAUGAUGCUUACUCAUCAGUUUAUUGAAUACUGCAUAUGGGGAUGGGACAAUCUUCCAAGGACAGUCCUGAUGUAUUAUGCCAAUUUUCUCUCUUCACCAGAGGGGUACUUUCACACAGUCAUCUGCAAUGUCCCAGAGUUCCGCAAUACCACAGUUAACCAUGAUCUACAUUUCAUUUCUUGGGACAACCCACCAAAGCAACAUCCCCAUUACCUCACCCUCAAUGACUUUGAUGGUAUGGUUAACAGCAAUGCUCCCUUUGCAAGGAAGUUUGGAAGAGAAGAUCCUGUUCUAGACAAGAUUGAUCAGGAAAUAUUGGGCCGUCAACCUGAUGGAUUUGUGGCUGGCGGAUGGAUGGAUAUGUUGAAUACAACAGUGAAAGGAAAACAUUUCACUGUCGAACGUGUACAAGAUCUCCGCCCAGGGCCUGGUGCGGACAGGCUAAAGAAUCUUGUCACAGGCUUGCUCACCCAGGAAGGUUUUGAUGACAAGCAUUGCUUGUGAAACUUCCAGAAAGAUGAUAGGUUACUCGGUCAAAAUCUGAGGGUUGAGCCAUUAGCUAGUCAUUCUGCUAGCUGAAGAAGCAGCACAUAGCGUCAAAUCCCGCAUGGAUGGAAUGGUCUGAUAGGUAUUCUUAUAGACAACCACUUGAGUUGAGUUACCGUACAGCAGGAGACCACGGCCUUAGCAGGCAGAGAUUAUACACCACUAAUAGCUCAUUAGGUUAUGUUAGAAGAUUAUAUUAGCCCAACCAUAAAUAAUAUUGGAAUUUUCGGUUUCUCAGCGCUGAGGGUUGUCGAAGGUAGUCCAUUCUUCCUUUAGAAACCACGGGACUGAUCUACUUAGCCAACCAUCAGCGCAUUGUAUUAAUUGUGGAUCCUUUGGGCAAACUGGACAUUUUGGCUGCGUACAUGUAUUCUUUGAUUUGUUUUCCUUUUUCCCA